AGGGUGACCUCAUGGCUCUCAACUCCCUGAAAGGAGGCUGUAGCCAGGUGGUGGUUGGACUCUUCUUUCAGUUUUUAAUAAGCGACCGUGACAGAGACCCUCAGUGUAACCUGCAUUGCUCCAGGUCCCAGUCCAAACCCCUGUGUGCCUCUGACGGCAGAACAUAUGAAUCGAUGUGCGACUACCAGAGAGCCAAAUGCCGUGAGCAGAGUCUGAGCGUGACGCAUCGUGGCCGCUGCAAAGAUGCUGGCCAAAGCAAGUGUCGAUUAGAGAGAGCUCAAGCGCUGGAACAGGCAAAGAAGCCUCAGGAAGCAGUCUUUAUCCCAGAAUGCAAUGAGGAUGGAUCAUUCAUGCAGGUGCAGUGCCAUACCUACACUGGAUACUGCUGGUGUGUGACACCUGAUGGCAAGCCUAUUAGCGGCUCUUCUGUACAGAACAAAACUCCUGUAUGUUCAGGUUCUGUAACUGAUAAACCAUCAAGCCAGGGUAAUUCAGGAAGGAAAGUUUCUUUUCGAUUCUUUCUAACCCUCAAUUCAGAUGAUGGUUCGAAGCCAACGCCUACCAUGGAAACCCAACCUAUUUUCGAUGGAGAAGAAAUCACAGCACCCACCCUUUGGAUUAAGCACUUGGUCAUCAAAGACUCCAAAAUGAACAGCUCCAAUAUAAGGAAUUCAGAAAAAGUUCACUCCUGUGACCAGGAGAGGCAGAGCGCCCUGGAGGAGGCCCGGCAGAACCCGCGGGAGGGUAUCGUCAUCCCCGAGUGUGCUCCUGGAGGACUCUACAAACCAGUGCAAUGCCACCAGUCAACUGGGUACUGCUGGUGUGUCCUGGUGGACACAGGACGUCCCCUGCCCGGUACUUCCACUCGGUAUGAGACCCCAGUGUGUGAGAGCGAUGCCAGAUCAAAGAGCACAGAGGUUGAUGAUCCCUUCAAGGACAGAGAACUUCCAGGCUGCCCAGAAGGGAAGAAAAUUGAAUUUAUUACCAGCUUACUUGAUGCUCUGACUACGGACAUGGUACAGGCUAUUAACUCAGCAGCACCUACUGGGGGUGGGAGGUUCUCUGAGCCAGACCCCAGCCACACACUAGAGGAGCGAGUGGUACACUGGUAUUUCAGCCAGCUGGACAACAACAGCAGCAAUGACAUCAACAAGCGGGAGCUAAAGCCUUUCAAACGUUAUGUGAAGAAGAAAGCCAAGCCCAAGAAAUGUGCCCGGCGUUUCACUGACUACUGUGACCUCAACAAGGACAAGUCAAUCUCUCUUCAGGAGCUGAAAGGGUGUUUGGGAGUCAGCAAGGAAGGAGGUAGCCUGAGCAGUUUGCCUAAUGGAAAAAGACAAGGCCUUAACCCUUUCAUAGGUCGCCUGGUGUAGCAGCAGAAGACAAGAAGGGAAGGCAGGAGCUGACCCAAAGGAGGAAAAGAUCCAGUGACAGAUGGACAGACACCUUGCUGCUUGUGAGCAAGCACGCAGCAUCAGCAACAUCCAGCGUAGCAGAAGUGGCACCCAGAACAUUUGCACUUUUAAAAAAUUGGUUUGGGUUUGUUUUUAAUUGCUUUUCAGUGCCAUUAUCUAAUACUUUGGAAAGUGGAGGGAAGCAGGAUCAUGACUUUUUAAAAUUGGAACAGCUACUGAUGAUGUAAAAUUGAGUUCACUGGGACUCAAAGAAUUUUAUAUACUGUAUAUAAAUAUAUAUGUAAAUUGUACAGUUGUCUUGUACAGGGGUUGGAGUCACUGUUCUGUUCCUCCCUUUGCUUUUGAAGGCUAUUAGGGUUAGAGGGACACUUUGCAUUUAAUGGAUGAUAGUAAUGCAUUCAUUUCUGCCACCAAACCAUCAUUCAGCAGCGAGCCUUAAGAGCACCUCCAUGCAGAAAGGAGCCAGUGUAUCAGCAUGAAUUGUUCUUGCAGAUGUGCAUGCAGUGCCCCAGAUACAAAAUGCUUCUUGAGAGCAGCUGAACCCCUUUUCUUUAAAACUCUCUGCAACUCAGGCAGUUGGGCUUUUGAGAGCACAGAUUCCAUAUAAGUAUUGGUGCACUGCACAGCUGCUUAAAGCAGGGAUAGAAAAGGGUUGUAUUAGGGAAGUACAAAAGUAGUUUAUGCACUUGUUGCAGUUGGGCAGAAAUGAAAUACAAAUGCAUUGCUAUUCAUGCUCAGAUAACACGCUUAGCAAAGAUGUGCCAUGCCUCUGGAAUCUAAAGCUGUAGGAAGGAUGUGGAAGCCAUAGGCCUAGUAGAGUCAGUGGAGUGAAGUCUUGCAUCUUCCGCUCUGACAAAGUGUUCAUCUGUAUGUUGUACAGCAAUAAACAUUUUGAGAAGCCUGCUAAAAGCAGCACCAACCUGCCUUGUGCUUUGCUGAAGAGCAAAGAACAUACUUGUCAGUGCAGACAGACACAGUCGUGCUGCUGGUCCCCAAGAGUCUGCUUUACCUCUUUCAGCAGUACAGCCUGGGCCAUGCUCACUGGUGAAGGUCUGUCAGCAGUGACUUUUCUUGUCCUUGGUGGUUGUGAAUCCAAGCUCUCCUCCUGCACAGUGGUGUGCCUGCCCACUUUGCCUGUUCUGCUGUUGCCAGUACCUCGUGGGUACUGUGGCACUGGGGUGUGAUUAGCAGUAACAGUGAAGGUUUGGAGUGAGGAGUUCUGGUGUUCUUGGAUGCCACAGGGGCUGUGUCAACCCCUAGCAGUUUUACCAAAGUUGUUUCUUUGGCAGGGGUGCCCAUAUCAACAAUCCUAGAUUGGGCAGAGUGUGAUGGGACACAUAGGGCUUUGCUUUGUGUAUUUCCAACCACUGGCAGCACUCGCCUGUUCUGAGCAGCCUCCCACUUCAGACCUGGUGAUCCUUCUGCCACUUAUCUCUGGACCAAGAACCUGCUAGAAGAAGCUGUAGUGAAGGUGAUGAAAUGACAUGCUAAUACGAGAUCACACCAACAAUUACUUGUAAUAGCUAUAGGCUGCUCUAGAGACUGGAGUCAUCCCUCAAGGUUCUGUUACUUUGGUAAAAGAUGACACAACACAGCAUCUUCACUCUAGGAUGUCAUCAUAACAAUAGCAUGAGAUAAAUACAUCACCAAAAAAAAAAGUGUCCUGAUGCAGUAAGUUAGUGCUUGUUGACAAAAUGGAAAGUUAAAUAAAAGAAAAACUAACAAGCCUUUCUAUAAAUAACUGUUUAAGCAUAGUAAUAACUCUUCCUCUGGGAAGUAUGUUGGAGCUAAUUAAAAUAUAUGGCAGGUUCAAAACACUUCUGGUAAUAUCUGAAAUAUACAUCAUAAUAUAAAAAAGUCCUCUCUUUAGCAAGAGCAGAUCUUGCUGCUGGAUCUUCAUGGUUUCUCACAUACAGUGUAUGUGCUAUUUUGGCCCACAAGCUCCCACCUUCUUGAUUGCUUCUUCUCUUUUUGUUCUUUGGCUUUUGGUUUUAUUUUUGGUUUUGGUUUUUGGUUUUUUUUGUUUUUUUUUUUUUUAAUGCCCUUGGCACAUCUUUUGUGUGUUGAAAGAAAUUGAUUUAAUGUAUAGUUAGAAAUGUCCAUGUCACACUCACUAAUCCUACUGUAGGGAGUAAAGAAUGAAACCAACUGUAUAAAAAAAAAAGCCUUUCAAUUUUAAUAUUCUAGUUCUAGGAAUUAAAAGUUCUGGUUGCUGGGUUGUUUGGUGAUUUGGGGUUUUUUGGGGGUGGGGUUUUUCUUUGUUUGGUUGGGUUUUUUUUUAAUGUAUAGUUAUUUCCAGCAGAAACUGCCAAUUGGAUGCCUCUGGGAAUUCUAUCAAGUACUGGGGCUGGGCAAUGCCCCACAAGAUUAUGGGGGGACUGCAGAGCUUCUAAAACUCACUGCAUCUUCUGGAAAUAAACCAGCCAGUCACCACUCCUGCUUGUUACAUAAAUCCUUCUGCUGACCUCCUUUUUCUCAUCCUUGUGUCCUUCUCCUCCAAAAGGCCUGCAUUCACAUGUGGUUUGCAACUGAAAUUGGGUCAGUUCUUCAAGGAAGGCAAACAAGGGGUGGCUGUUGGUUAACUUUGGUAUUUGUGGGUAUUCCUGUUGCUAGGCCCAGGCUGACUUUAUGGAUAUAUUGGGGACCAGGCAUUACAUUGCUUUCCCCUCUCACAAGACAGUUCCAAGUCCCUGCAUCCUGACUUGUGAGUUUGGGUGGGUCUCUGAGCAGCUUCUGGCAAUGCCUGAAUGUGCAUUGCUAUGGAAGGCCCAAGCAGCAUGAUGGUGUCAUGUCCAGGCAGAGGUUACUUAUUCUGGGUUUGUGUUGGAGCAUUGUGCAGACCAUACUGGUCCUGAUUCACGUAGCCCAUGCUGGGAGCUGUCCAACAACCUGUACUCGCCAGAUGAGAGCAGUGCCUCAGCUGCCCAUUUCCCUUCUUGGUUUUGUUGCCAGUCCACCUAGCUGCUAGGCCAAUUUGUCCUUACCUGGUGGUUGUAAGCAGUCUUCUGCUCUGCCUUGCAUCAAUAGCAUCUUUCUGAAGCUGGAACACAGGGAGUAUCAGUGUUGUGCCUGAAAGCAGACCCUGAGCAUAUGUCUCCUCAUCCUUCAAAUCCUCCUGGGCCUCUCCAGCUCUACUUUGAAUGACGGCUGAAAAUGGCUGGGACAGAGAAGAGAACCAGGACUCGACAGUGAAGCUCAUCUGUUUGUCCUUCCAGAAGUAAAAAAAAAAUUCCUUUUUUGCUGAUCUUCCAAGGGCAUAGUGUGUUGUAGGAAAUUGCAUUACAGUGGAAUUCCUGUGAAGGCACUGCUUUCCAUGGCCUGAGUUUAUAUUGAACUUACCCUGCCCCAGCGCAUUUCUGCCUAUGGCAAAUUUGUUAAACUGAAAGGCAUCUGUUUGGUUUUGGUUUUGUAAUAAAAUAGAUAACUUUUGCUCCA
Cyanistes caeruleus (blue tit) is the source of this 4850-nucleotide messenger RNA. It is a transcript of the gene SMOC1, whose product is annotated as SPARC related modular calcium binding 1. The record is from RefSeq and is a predicted model, not a curated record. Gene Ontology annotation, cellular component: basement membrane. Gene Ontology annotation, molecular function: extracellular matrix binding; protein binding; calcium ion binding. Gene Ontology annotation, biological process: extracellular matrix organization. NCBI's taxonomy places the organism in Eukaryota, Metazoa, Chordata, Aves, Passeriformes, Paridae.